AUUUGUGUAGCUUCUGCUCAACAUUAAAUCUGAAGAUAGAAUUUCAAGAUGAGGCUCCAGGCUAUUCACAGCUCUUAUCCGUCCAUGUUCCUGCUGUUUUCACGCUUGAACACGGCCUCUCUUUGCAGCUCUACGGCCAUGAACUUCACCGUUAACGAAGCUUUGUUAAAACUCAGCAGCAGACAACAAAUUUUGAUGAGAAGCACUUGCUGUGGUGCGAGGAGGAGAGUGAGAUAUGAAGAAGAUGAAGAGGAAUAUGGGUACAAGGAGGAGAUCGCAAUGCUGGAAAUUUAUUCUCAGUCGGCAAGAGGAGAAGCGCUUCUUGUGAAAGCUCUUGUGGAUGAGCAGGAGGUAGAAGUGCUUAUUUUCAGGGGAUUCUCUUCUAGCUUGAGUGGUAGGACUUCACCAGAUCCAUCAAGAAGUGUGGUUCCAGCAAGAGCAGUGAUAAAAUCUAUAGACAGAAUCAAAGGGCCUUUUGAUCCUUCUAAUGUUGAGUACAUUGAGAAAGACAUUCAAUGGGAGGCCUUUAAGCCACGUCUUCCUCCUCUUUCAUAA
This is a messenger RNA of Pistacia vera, 555 nucleotides long. RefSeq lists its product as uncharacterized. The record is from RefSeq and is a predicted model, not a curated record. Gene Ontology annotation, cellular component: chloroplast. Bases 49 to 555 code for a protein of 168 amino acids. NCBI's taxonomy places the organism in Eukaryota, Viridiplantae, Streptophyta, Magnoliopsida, Sapindales, Anacardiaceae. The transcript is spliced from 2 exons.